UGUUUUCCCGUCCCAAGAUGGCGGCGCUCAGUGGUGCUUCUGUGGAAGGGAAUGGCGGGGAGUGAAGCCUGAGGGAGCGGGCCGGGAGCGCGGAGGGGGAUGAGGUGACGCCGCUAUGGCGAGCGACGGGGGCCGGAAGCAGUUCUGGAAGCGGAGCGGCGCGAAGGUGCCGGGCAGUAUCCAACAUGUGUACGGAGCUCAGCAUCCACCUUUCGACCCAUUAUUGCAUGGAACCUUGAUAAAACCAAGUUCAAAGCCACCUACAACUCCAGUGAAAUUGAAGAAAGUCAGCACCUUCCAAGAAUUUGAAAGUAACACAAGUGAUGCCUGGGAUCUUGGAGAUGAUGAUGAUGAACUCUUAGCAAUAGCUGCUGAAAACUUAAAUACAGAAGUGGUCAUGGAAACAGCUCACAAAGUAAUUCAGAAUCACAGCAAGCUACAAGAACAGCAUAAAUUUCAGGAAGAACAUCUACAGGAAGAAAAACAAGAGGAAUUUGCACAGCUGACUCCAGUUGCAUGUGGUGAUAAUAGGCUUGUUAAAUCAGUCAGUGAAGGCCAUACAUCCAGUUCAUUAGAUAAUGCUAGUGAAAAUUCUGCCAUGCAGAGGUCACAGUCACUUCCACAAACUUGCAUACCUCCCUUGGCAAGUGGAAUGGCAGACUGCAGCACCUCAGUUACUCCUGCAUUAACUGAGAGAGAAGCGUCUCGGCUGGACAAAUUUAAGCAGCUCCUUGCUGGCCCAAAUACAGAUCUUGAUGAAUUGAGAAAAUUGAGUUGGUCUGGCAUUCCCAAACGGGUUCGUCCAAUUGCAUGGAAGCUCCUUUCAGGCUAUCUUCCUGCAAAUGUGGACCGAAGAGAAAGCACUUUACAAAGAAAACGCAAAGAGUAUUUUGCAUUUGUUGAACAAUACUAUGAUUCCAGAAAUGAUGAAAACCACCAAGAUACCUACAGACAGAUCCACAUAGAUAUACCACGCAUGAGUCCUGAAGUUUUAAGACUUCAGCCCAAAGUAACAGAGAUCUUUGAAAGAAUUUUGUUUAUCUGGGCAAUACGUCAUCCAGCCAGUGGAUAUGUUCAGGGCAUAAAUGACCUUGUUACUCCUUUUUUUGUAGUCUUCGUUUGUGAAUACAUAGAAGAAGAAGAAGUGGAAAAUUUUGAUGUUUCCAGUCUGCCUGAAGAAGUGCUGCAGAACAUAGAAGCUGACAGUUACUGGUGCAUGAGCAAGUUGCUUGAUGGCAUUCAGGAUAACUACACGUUUGCACAGCCAGGAAUCCAAAGGAAAGUGAAGAUGUUGGAAGAACUUGUUAGUCGGAUUGAUGAACAAGUUCAUAGGCACUUGGAUCAGCAUGAGGUGAAAUACUUGCAAUUUGCUUUCCGUUGGAUGAAUAACUUGCUGAUGAGAGAAGUCCCUUUACGGUGUACCAUCAGGUUAUGGGACACAUACCAAUCUGAACCAGAGGGUUUUUCUCACUUCCACUUGUACGUCUGCGCUGCCUUCCUUGUCAGGUGGAGGAAAGAGAUCCUGGAGGAGAAAGAUUUUCAAGAGUUACUGAUAUUUUUACAGAAUUUGCCCACAGUACACUGGGGAAAUGAAGACAUCAGUGUGCUCCUAGCAGAGGCCUACAGACUGAAGUUUGCAUUUGCGGACGCCCCUAAUCAUUACAAGAAGUGAAUAUAAAGAGACUGAAAUCAUUAGAAGCAACGUGUUCUGCAGUAUUAUGGCAUCUGUUGUUCUGGUUAUGCUUUCAGCUCCUUGCUCUUUCAUUUGAAGUAAGAUGACCAUUAAAAUUCUGUUGGAAUUUGCAGAAUGAGAACAGAAUACCAAAGAAGUGGACAAAGCAGGAUAUCGAGCACCGAAUGAACUUAAAAGUGAAUUUUUUUGCUCAGCAUGAAAAAUGAGUUCAGAAGUAUUAUUUUCUUCUUUUUUCCCCUUGUCUAAAUAGAAUAGUUGUCUCUCUUAUUUAUGUGGAGCAAUUUUUCAAUUGUACUUUAGACUUAAAACUACUUACGGAAUUAUUUUGUCAUUACUUCGGUGUCACCUGCCAUGAAUUUGUCAGCCAGUUUUGGUUGGUGAAAUCUACUUUGAGUGGCAAAAAAGAACUUUUCCUUGAUCAUACAGACCACGUGAGACAGCAAGGCCUGUGUUUUGGGGUCUGGUUAUAGCUCAAAAGACACUGAUAUUACCACACCAUCUGUUGUUUUUCUAUGGAAUUAGGUUAGAUUACUUCUAUAAUAUAAGAAUAUAGAAGGUUGUAAUGGAAAUUGGUGGCAUUUUUCUAAACAUUAUUCAGUGUUGAAGGAUGCUAUAGAAGCUUUUUUGCCAUAAAAAGGAGUUACUUAAAGCUGAAGACUCAUCUAUUACACUGAAAUAAGUCCCUUUCAAUAUGUUCUGGAGUGCUUUAAAAUAGUGAAUUAAACAGAAGGCAAGGCCUUGUCAAAGUAAUUAAAGUUUCUCUUUUAAGGCCUUGCAAUUUUUCAGCAUGAAAUUUCACUUUUAAGAAAUGUAUUAAGAAGCUUGGUUUACUAAGCAAGAUAUAUUUUUAUCUCAGUUGUUGCCUUAUUCUCCAUUUCUAGUGAUUAGAAAAGGAAAAUUAAUAUAUCUUUCCAAAGCUUUUUUGUUAAAUAAUUUAAUACCCUUUUCCUGAUUAUUCAGAGGAAGAGAGCUAGCUCCCAACAACAAUAGUGGUAACUGUAUACUCAGAUUGUUCAUGGGUCAUUAGCAGAACAAAAAUUGAGUUUAUAGACUAAAAUUAAUGUUUCUUCAUAUAACCAUGGAAUACUGAAUAAUUUCUUAAAACUUACAUAAUUCAAGUGCACUGUUUUAUUUCAAGGAAUAUUUUCUGGUAAGAAUUCUAAGUUUGCUCUGUUGGAUGUAAAUAACUCAUAACUCAUAUUAAUUUGUGCCUACCAUACACAUGCAGGUUAUGAAGGGUGGGAGUUGCAAUAAGCAAUAUACUUAAAAGUUCAGACUUCUUAUUCCUCAGUUUGGUUCUUGAGUGGCACAGCGUUGCACAGAAAGUGUAGUGCACUUUUAAGUUUGGGAAAUAAAAAACCUUCAAGAGACUUUCUCUUAUGACUUGUUAUUGAAAGAUUAUUUUCAACUUCUUAAAAAUAUGCAGAUACAUAUUUUGAAGAGAGCUUUCUAAAUGUAUUACUUACAUUACUUGCUUUAGGGGCCUUAGUUCUUUACACAGACUUCAUAAUAAUUAGGUGUUUCAGGGUAAAUAAAGUAAAAUACAUUUUUACCACCACGUGAUUAUGAGACCAUCUAUAUUUUAAAAGUAUAUGAAAUCUUUGGUAGAAGAUAAAAAGAGAAUUAUUUCAAAAACCUGGUUUGGCAACUAGGAUGCAUUUGUUUUCCACUGGUGUCGGCUGGGUGUUUCAGUUGUGAUGGAUACAGGGUCAGGCCUCCCAGGUGGCUGCAUUUGUGCCUGGAAUGUGUAGUGGAUCUGUGCUUCUCACAUGUCUGUGUACUGCUUUCUGUAACCUCAGUUUGUGGUCUAAUGUAUCAAAAUUUAUGUUUACAAGGAAUGUCAUAUUGUGCCUAACAGUGUCUACCAAUAACAGAAUAAAAGAAACAUGAAAUCUACGA
Molecule: messenger RNA, 3592 nt
Organism: Zonotrichia leucophrys gambelii
Lineage: Eukaryota; Metazoa; Chordata; Aves; Passeriformes; Passerellidae
Gene: TBC1D22A
Product: TBC1 domain family member 22A
Exons: 13
Coding region: 116-1672 (518 amino acids)
Biological process (GO): activation of GTPase activity
Molecular function (GO): GTPase activator activity
Source: RefSeq, a predicted model, not a curated record